Exophiala oligosperma is the source of this 1981-nucleotide messenger RNA. RefSeq lists its product as uncharacterized. The record is from RefSeq and is a predicted model, not a curated record. Gene Ontology annotation, molecular function: RNA polymerase II cis-regulatory region sequence-specific DNA binding; DNA-binding transcription factor activity, RNA polymerase II-specific. The transcript is spliced from 3 exons. The coding region runs from base 312 to 1772 and encodes 486 amino acids. Lineage: Eukaryota; Fungi; Ascomycota; Eurotiomycetes; Chaetothyriales; Herpotrichiellaceae.
GCUUGUCACUCUUCGAUGCGCUUCUGUUCCGGCCCGCAUAGGUUGCGUCCUUUUGUGAGGUCGAGGUCCUUCGAGACAUUCAGGUUAUCUCUUGGUGUUUACCGCCUCCCAUUGAAGCAGCACUGCCUGGACAACUGCUCUCUCUCGGUCAUUGCUUACUUCCUCAGACUGGUAUGGCAUGAGAUCGUGGAGCGCGCAGGACAAGGGUCGAGCACAUUAUCAUUUUCUUUGCAUUUAUCUCCUGAUAAUCUCGACCACAACCGACUACCGAUGCAUUCAGCAAUUUACAUAUCGUAAUUACUCCUGAAAAUAUGACUCUUAUGCUUGCCGAUAUCUCGACAGAGUGUCUGACCCCUUCAAUCCCGAAUCCUUCAACUCCUUCGGCUAUCAUGUCCCUUAUUAACGAUAACGACGAACCUGUAGAUCUACGAAAAUCGUCAAUCUGUCAAUCUGGCCAUAGGCACUAUCUACAUCCCUCGUCUCUGGACCGCAACAUAUCGCCUCCUUCUCAAUAUUCCGAAUCGUAUGGUUUUGACGAUAGACUUCCUGUUCAACGAGUCGACCAUACAUACGAAUGGCAAAGUCAUCUCCAUCCGUGGCCAUUUCCAACUCUGGACACUGCCAUCAUGCCAUUCACGACCACGAUCACAUCCCCUCCUGAACCUUGCUCCUGGAACAAUCCUGAAAACUUCGCUCCUUUUACUAGCGCUGGCACAGCCGAAGGAACCGAUAUGGAUGGCGACAGCUAUAUGUGGCAGCAGGGUGGAUUCGGCGGUCCUCAAUCUCAUCAGAGCGCACCUGCGAUUUCCCAAUCACUUCUGUGGAUUUCGCACAUGCAACAACAGGGAACCACCACCACAGCUCAAUACAGAAUCAUGGACAGUGGCUGCUUCACGGAUCUGACGUCUGACAUUUCGAGUCUGAAUGAUGGUACAUGUAACAACAGCAUGUCAUCAUCCUCGGUACCAUACGGAAUCGAAUUCGAAUGUUGCGAUACUGUUGUACCAACGAGCCAUUCCGAACCCGGCAGCUGCAUGACAUCAAAUUUUGAAACCUUGACCUACGCAGUACUGGCUGGUACCGAGCAAAAUGUGCUCAACGAGACGGCAACAACAGCUUCGAUGCUUCCCUCCGAGCCGGGACCAAGCACCACCACCACCACCGACCCCUUUCCUCGAAUGAGUGAGCAACAGGCUGGAAUUGUCGUCGAGGUUGAAACACCCGAAAACAAAAGUCGCCUUAGACCGAGACACCCGGCGUCUUGCUUCAUUUGCAACACGCAGUUCGAUCGACCCAGCGAUCUCAGACAACACAUGUACGAGCACGACGGACAGCACGAAUGCACAGUCUGUGGCAAGAGAUACCAUGAAAAAUACCAGCUCAGCAACCACGAAAAGAGUCACGCAGGACCUCACUCUUGCACGCAAUGCGACAAGAUCUUUGAAAAAAGGUCGUCCCUGAGGUCUCACUUGACCACGCACGACGGUCAUCCUAAGUUGUUAGCGUGCCCGGUCAGCGGCUGUGGGAAACAAUACAGAAGAGGAGGGUGCUUGAACCGUCACGUCAAAAGUAAUCAUCAGCAUGGAGAGGAUUAUCGGUGCAGUCACUGUGCAAAGUCAUUUCGACGGUCGGAUCUUCGAGACCGUCAUGAAAAGGUCUAUUGUCCUAGACUAAGAACGAAAAUGUCAAAGCGAUCAUACGGACACUUCAACCUCCACAACAACCACGGACAAACCAAUCAUGAUUUCUUUGAGGGCUUGACAAGAGAUUGAUCUCAAGACGGAACAUUUCCAAGACCCAUCAUAACUGCUGCUUUUCUGAUUCUAUUCUCCACGACUUUUCCUCCAUCUUUCCUAUCGCUGUCGGGGUUUUGUCCGAGCAAAUUAACGACCAAGACUCUUAUAUUUUUAUACCGAGGAUCGUCGUCGUUUGGAGCUGUGUUAGAAUUAGAACGAAGUACAAUGUCAUCCGUUUCGGUCCC